UCGAGAGCGAGAGAGAGAGAGAGAGAGAGUUACUCAUUUGAUGAAUACUGAGAUUAAAUUUCAGUUGUGAAUGAGAUCAGAUUUUGAUUUUCAGCAGCAACGCAAAAGAGCAGUAAGGAGAGAAGGUUAAACAGACGAGUAAAUAUAAGCGAGAAGAGUUUUUCUGAAGUUGAACGAGCCUAGACACUGAGACGUGGUCAUCAUGUCCAGCUCCACAGCCCUGAUCUCCCUCGUCCUGCUGAGUCUUCUGCCUUCCACAGCGGUGUGUCUGACCUGUUACGAGUGUUUGUUUCCAGCCAUCUCUCCACUCGACUGCCGCCAGUUUCCUAAAACAUGUGCUGCAGGUGAGCGCUGCCUGUACAGCACCGCCGUCGCCGUAAAGGACACAGUGCGUUUUGUGCUGAAAGAGAAGAGCUGUGCCACAUCAUCUCAGUGUGGUGUUAGCGGAGAGAAACGCACGGCAGGACUCGUCUUCACCUACACCACACACUGCUGUGAUACUGACCUGUGCAACUCUGCGGCCCCGCCCGGUGCCCCCUGCUGGAGCCGAACAGCACUGAGCCUCGGUGUCACGGCGCUCGCUGUCCUGCUGGCCUCAUCAUGAAACCACACACACAGGAUUCUAAACUAUCUGUACACUAAUCACUGAAUGGUUUACUUGUAAAUCCUCAUGUGUGGCGCACACACAUUAUAUACACACUUGUUUAUCUCAAAAUAUUGGAAUAUCAUGAAAAAGUUACUUUUUUUUCAUAAUUUAAUUAAAAAAGUAACCUUUAAUAUAUUCUAUAUGCAUUACAAGUAAACUAAAAUAUU
Messenger RNA from Neoarius graeffei (lesser salmon catfish), 813 nucleotides. It is a transcript of the gene lypc, whose product is annotated as ly6 domain containing, pigment cell. NCBI's taxonomy places the organism in Eukaryota, Metazoa, Chordata, Actinopteri, Siluriformes, Ariidae. The record is from RefSeq and is a predicted model, not a curated record. The transcript has 3 exons. Bases 203 to 604 code for a protein of 133 amino acids.